This is a messenger RNA of Labrus mixtus (cuckoo wrasse), 2639 nucleotides long. RefSeq names its product G protein-coupled receptor kinase 4 (gene grk4). Gene Ontology annotation, molecular function: G protein-coupled receptor kinase activity; ATP binding. Lineage: Eukaryota; Metazoa; Chordata; Actinopteri; Labriformes; Labridae. The record is from RefSeq and is a predicted model, not a curated record. Gene Ontology annotation, cellular component: cytoplasm. Gene Ontology annotation, biological process: protein phosphorylation; regulation of signal transduction; signal transduction. The transcript is spliced from 16 exons. Bases 290 to 2008 code for a protein of 572 amino acids.
GGAAGCCGAAGCAGGAAGGAAGGCAGGCAGGCAGGCAGAGAACGAGGAGAGGCAGGCUGUGAAUGUUAACGAGCCCCCGUCGUAAUAGAGCUCCGUAGGUAGGGUUUGAUAAAACGCCUUUUAAAUGGAGAAGAACGACGACCACUUUUAAACACCUACUAUGCGCCAGUGCCGCGUUCGCCUUGUGCGCGUGCAACAGCCUCACCGUCGUCGGCACGUUUGAUCAGAAAACCCGUCUUUUUCCGCUAAAUGAAAUGUAUCGCGACUGCUCGGGAUUCACAUUCUGACAAUGGAGAUUGAAAAUAUCGUGGCUAACACGGUUCUCCUGAAGGCACGAGAAGGUGGAGGAGGGAAGAGGAAUGGUCGCAGUAAGAAAUGGAAGGAGAUGCUCAAACUGCCCCACAUCAGCCAGUGUGAGGAGCUACGCCGCACUAUUGAGAGGGACUACACCAGCCUAUGUGAGAAGCAGCCAAUUGGUCGGCUGUUAUUCCGUCAGUACUGUGACACCAGGCCAGAGCUGAAACGCUGUAUCGAGUUUAUGGACGCUGUGGCCAUGUACCAGCUAGCUCCUGAUGAGAAGAGGAGGGACUGUGGACUGAAUGUAUUAGACACAUACUUUAAUAAUGGGUCGGCGGCCCAUCUGCCAGACCUACCCCAGGAUGUGGUGGCAGGGUGUCGGGAGAAGUUGGAGCAGAGUCCAUGCAAGGAGCUCUUCAAUGACUGCACCAAAAUAGUUCGUGAUUAUCUGAGUGGAGCUCCAUUUUCCUCCUACCAUGAGUCCAUGUACUUCUCUCGCUUUCUGCAGUGGAAAUGGUUGGAGAGGCAACCAGUAACCAAAAAUACCUUCAGACAUUAUAGAGUACUAGGAAAAGGUGGAUUUGGUGAGGUUUGUGCCUGCCAAGUACGUGCCACCGGUAAGAUGUACGCCUGUAAAAAGCUGGAAAAGAAACGAGUGAAGAAAAGAAAAGGUGAAGCAAUGGCACUAAACGAAAAACGCAUUUUAGAAAAAGUUAACAGUAGUUUUGUAGUUAGUCUAGCUUAUGCCUAUGAGACCAAGGAUGCGCUGUGCCUGGUAUUGACCAUAAUGAAUGGAGGUGACCUAAAGUUUCACAUCUAUAACAUGGGCAAUUCGGGCUUUGACGAGCAGAGGGCCAUCUUCUACGCUGCUGAAAUAUGCUGUGGCCUUGAGGACCUGCACCGUGAAAGGAUAGUCUACAGGGACUUGAAACCUGAAAACAUCCUUCUGGAUGACCGUGGACACAUCCGAAUUUCAGACCUGGGCCUUGCUGUUCAAAUUCCUGAAGGAGAGACGAUACGAGGGAGAGUAGGCACCGUUGGAUACAUGGCCCCCGAGGUGAUCCAGAACGAGAGCUACAACUUCAGCCCAGACUGGUGGGGGUUGGGCUGCCUGAUCUUUGAGAUGAUUCAGGGCCAGUCCCCAUUCCGAAAACGCAAAGAGCGUGUCAAGCGAGAGGAGGUGGACAGACGAGUGCGUGAAGACCCGGAAGAGUACUCCGACAAGUUCUCAGAGGAGGCGAAACACAUCUGCAGACAGCUCCUGUCAAAGGACCCCAAGGAGCGAAUGGGAUGCCAGGGUCGAGGGGCCAUAGAGGUCAAGCAGCACCCCAUCUUCAGAAAUAUAAACUUCAAGCGGCUGGAGGCUAACAUGUUGGAUCCUCCCUUCAGUCCUGAUCCUAGAGCCGUCUACUGUAAAGACGUCCUGGACAUCGAGCAGUUCUCCACUGUCAAAGGCGUGAACCUUGACCCCACAGACGACGACUUCUACCACAAGUUUGUCACAGGAAGUGUCUCCAUCCCGUGGCAGAAUGAGAUGAUUGAGAUGGAGUGCUUCAAAGAAAUUAACGUCUAUGAGACUGACGGGACACUUUGCUCAGACCUGGACGUGAAUCGACCCAAUCCUCCACCAAAGAGGGGCUUCUUCUACCGCCUGUUCAGAAGAGAGGCAAGUGCUAAUGCUCCGCCAACUGUCCGAGGGGGUGGGGGCUAAGGUAUGUUUUAAGAGCAGUUACAGCGACGAUGAGAUUGAAGAGCCCUCUCGACUUUAAACCACUCCUUUCACCUGCCUCCUCCUCCCCCUCGCCGCUGAACUUAGCUACAAACUCCAACCGAGCGGGAAUCUUAGGAACUCAGUGAAUGUUGACCUGUAUUUAUGAGCUGUAUUAAAAGUGUAUUAUAAUUAAAGAAAAAAGUAUGAGUUUAAAGAUUUUGUACAUUUGUACUUGAAUUUAUGUCUAGAUGUAUAUUUUCACUAAAGGUUGUAUUGUACAAAAAGCCAUAAAAGUACCACUUGAAUGCUUACAUUACAUUUCUUUUCCUUUUUAUUUACUUUUAGAAUGAGUAUGGAAGUGUAUCUGGGACUUUUUUGAAGAAGCACAGCAACAUAUGUUUUUUUUAAUUUCUCAAUGUAGCAUAAGGCCUUUUUUUUAAUCUGUGCUGUAUGUUUGUCAUUUAUUUUGCCAACACAACUUGUUAGUAAAUGAAAACCACCUGGUCCCGUAUAUAUACAGUAUAUAUAACUAACUUUUAGCCUCCACACCCCUCAUGGCUCAGGUGGUUCUGAAUGAAGCUCGUUGAUAUAAUAGAUAAAGGGGAAAUAAAUCCAUUCUAACGUUUCUGUA